AAUCUGGUAUCGUUUUGGUGGUGCGGGACUUCACCCCGAAAAUAUAGUAAAAAGUGAAUAAUUAUACUAAACUUUUUGGAAUUUUAUAGUGGUUAUCUAAUGUUGGAGAUGCGUAUGAUGUUUAUAGUGAUAACUAAUUAGUAUGUAGUAGGUAUUGACUGACAAAUUUUAAAUCUUUGGUUUCUAGGCUAAGGUUAAUUGUGUUAUUUAAUGACACAAUUGUGUAUUUCUAAUCAUGAAUAGUGAUAAACGAGCGCCUAUUAUCUUAAAAAAGAAUAAUAUAUCCCUGUUUAAGACAAAUUGUUUAGCGAGAGACUCGACGUUAUUGCAACGUAUGAAGAAGGCGAAUUCUGUUGUAGUGAAAGAAGAUGUUAUUUAUACGUCAACGCCAGGAGAUUUUUUAAAAGGGGAAUACCCCGAUUUAACCAUCAUUAACAGGUUAAAUAUAUUUACCAACUGCAGUCGCACAACUGCGAAGUAUCGGUGUGGGGCCUCUGAUAUCAUUGAACGAACAUCCGACGAAGUGACAAAAGUGAUUGGCCAAAAAAAUUACGACACCCUCUUCGCAGCGUUAUGUUCUGUCAUCAGCCAGGAGUAUAGAAUACAGGCAAUUCUUGCUUUAUUAACAGUUCAGAAGAGCAGCAAAAAUAUUUCUUGUCAAAGUGAUAAAACAAAUCCUGGCAUUAGGGUAGAGCUAUCUAAUUCUUCAUGCCAAACAGAUGAAACUUGCUUUGGUCUAAUACAAAGAUUAAAACAAAAGAAAAAAAUAAGAAAACCACAACAAACACCUUAUGUUGUACUAGAACCAAGCCAGGUAAAGAAACUUAUUAUAAAACCUGAUCACUUUGAAGAUACCCGUAGGAUAAUUGACAUAGAAGAGAAAUUACAGAAACAAAACAUUGAUAAUCCUUCGGAUGAAAAUUUAGUGCGGGAAAAUGAAUAUUUAAAGGAUAAAAAAUCAGAUUGUGGUUCAAAAAUUCCUCAGAAAAAUAGUGCAUGUGAUGAAAAAGCUACAAAUAAGGACAGUGGUCAGGUAAUUAAAACAGAAAAUGGGACUGAAACUAGUUUCCCUGAAUUACGGCAAUUUGUUGAUGAGGACAGUAAUAUAUCUGAUAUAAGUUGUGGCAACAUAUCAAUUAACAGCUUGGGCAUACCAAAUCUUGUAGAUAAUCCUAUUGAUAUAUUAGUCAACAUUGAUAAACAUACCCAGGAGUCUGUGAGUCAACAAAAAACCACACUUACUAUGCUUGAUGGUACUCAAGUGGGAAUACCCGGUAUAUGUGAAGAUUACUUUCAUAUCGCAACAGCGGAGACAUUAAAAACUUUAAGUCCAAGUGAACGAUCUAAAGUGAUGUGGUAUCAAGCAUAUAUUGAUUGGAAAUUUUGUUUAAACAGAGAUGAAGAUGGUAAUUUGCCAAUUCAUCUGGCGGUUUUAAAUAAUGACGUAGAUCUGCUGCGGCGGCACUGCGUUGUGCUGAAAAGCAGACAGGAAUCAGUGGACAUACCUGCAAAUGACAAUGUUACGGCACUCCAGAUGGCUAUAUCGCAGGACUAUGCAUCGUGCACCGCUCUACUCCUACAGUAUGGUGCAAACCCCCUGGUUACAGAUGACGACCAACGCACCGCUGUCCAUCUUGCCGCGGAAAUGAGCCCUGACCAUUUGAAAGCUAUUAUAAAAUGCUGUCAGAAUAAUGCACGAUAUAUUCUUGAGGAAAAUGAUUGUUGGAAACCAGAGUUUGAGAAUAUGACGCCUGAAGAAGUCGCAAAAUAUCUCCUUUCAAAAGUCUACUUAAUGUAUGAUAGUCAAGAUUGUGGCAACACUGCGCUCUACGAGGCCGCCGCAGCCGCCUGCAUAGACGCCGAGAAAAGUGGCAACAAAUCCAAAAUAGCUAUGAAAUAUUUGAAGACAAUAGAAACAUUAAUUAAACUAGGAGCUGAUCCAAGUAUAGAAAAUUGUUCCGGCAACUCUGUCAAUCAUUUGUUAAAUGAAAUAAGUAACAGAGAGUUGUCGAUGUUAGUAGCAAAUACAAUUGUCUCAUUGAAAUAUUCGGAUUGCGAUAGUGAUGUGAAGAAAGAUUUUAAAUCAUUCAUGUUGGUUAAAGAAAAUAGUGAUGUGAAUUUAAUAGGAUUGAAUAGUGAAAAAAUUCAAUUAGCAACAAACGAAAGUGUUAAAAUUUCACCCAUAGUAAGACAAAAGAUACCGUCUCGUAAAAUAAUACCGAUAGAUAAAAACGAUUUUAUUAAAAAAACAUCAUCCAAAAUUAAAACUCAUGUUAUAAUACCAUAUGAUAAUGCAAUUAAACGUAAAGCUGUUGACCAAGACGGUGGUACUAUAAGUGUUUUACCUGAAAUAAAAAAAAAUAAAAAAAUAAAAAAUAUAAUAAUCGUACCAGCACCGUGUGGUAGUGAUUAUGUGAAAAAUAUAAAAAAUAUAACAGCUAUAAAUAAUCUACAAUCGAAUCCAAUACAAACGAGAAAAAUCUUAAAAGUGUCAAAAAUAGAUUUAAAUAAUGCAAUUAACGCUUUAAAUGUUACAAAUGCAAAUGUUAUAGGAAAUAAUGUUAUAUCAAUAAGCAAUACAACGGUUAAAAAACCUCAAAGUACAAGUGAAUCAACUAAUACCGCUUUGCCGAUAAAAAAGCAAAAAAGAGAUAUACAAAAUGAAUAGACAUUUUUUACUUUUCAAUUUCCAUCCUCAAAAAAAAUAUAU
Messenger RNA from Papilio xuthus (Asian swallowtail), 2710 nucleotides. RefSeq lists its product as uncharacterized. Gene Ontology annotation, cellular component: nucleus. The transcript is spliced from 6 exons. Gene Ontology annotation, biological process: regulation of gene expression. The record is from RefSeq and is a predicted model, not a curated record. Lineage: Eukaryota; Metazoa; Arthropoda; Insecta; Lepidoptera; Papilionidae. The coding region runs from base 236 to 2668 and encodes 810 amino acids. Gene Ontology annotation, molecular function: protein binding.